GUCAAGAAUUCUUCAGAUGUCUUUACAGAUGCAAGUACGAUUUGCCUCGCUAUUGUUGGCUGCACAGAUAUUCGAAACAGAAGCUUGGAAAUGUGGUAUUGGUCCUGUUAGCAGCGCAAUAUCCUACAUGAUUGCGUUUCCAUCUGAUGUUGUGGGAGUUGACAGAUGCUGCAUAGAACACGAUGCAUUGGUUGAUGGCCUUCACCUAGACCGGGAGGAAGCAGAUAGAAUUUUUUGCCAAUGUUUGGAAAGCAGUGAUAGCUGGUACGUUCGGAACAUCGUGAAGCCACUGUUCUGUACGUCAGUACGGUUGUACACGAAAUGGAUUGAUAGGACGACUCGAGAGGAAUCCACAGUUACAAUUCCACCAGCUGAUCAGCCGCAGCAACAAGUUGAAGCAUCUCAUAUAGAAAAUUUGAGGCGAAUGUGAAAAGAUUUGUCGGGCUUUAUAUAUCGUGCAAGUUAUAGGUGCCAAUUUGUAACUUAUUAUGAAAUGCAGUGUUGAAAAUGGGUAUGUCACAGAUAUAUUGCAACAACG
Molecule: messenger RNA, 538 nt
Organism: Cylicocyclus nassatus
Lineage: Eukaryota; Metazoa; Nematoda; Chromadorea; Rhabditida; Strongylidae
Source: the annotation of a GenBank genome assembly